UCAAAAGCGGAGAAAAAUCACUCACUUGUCACCUCACUGGAAUGAACAGUGAACAACACAGAGUUAAAUGAUUGAAACAAAAUUAAUCGGCCAUUUUCCCCAUCAACAACAUCUCCAGCAUCAACUAAGAGAAGUUAAUUCGUUGAAGUUCUGAUAAAUUAGGGGACAAUUGUGUAAUUAAAUGUGAGAAAAUAGAAAGCUUUUUGUGCACACUUUGUAAGGGAUCUCAAAUAAUUGAUUUUCUGAAUAAUUCAACUAGAAGCUUGAUAAAAUUCAAAUCAGGAAAAAAUGACAGCCGUCGAUGAAAGAACGAUAUAUGCAAAGCUCGAAGCAAUGAAGGAUAUCCGUUCAAAAACCCUUCAGCUAGAGAAAGUCAAACUGAAGAUAAUACGUGAGGUGGAAAACGGCGAUGCGGAAGAAAAAUGUCUCUCGGAGUAUCGCCGAGAACUGGAACUGCUAAUGCAGGAGAAAAUGAGUCACGUCGAGGAACUACGACAGAUCCAUGCCGACAUAAAUGCUAUGGAAACCGUAAUCAAGCAAGCCGAGGAGAAUCGAAUCCGUUCAAUCAAUAUGGCUAACCGCUUCCAUGAAGAAUACGUCCCCCUAAAAACCGAAGUGGACACCAUGCGUCGCGAAUAUCUGGGCCUGGAACGACUGCCUGAACUGCACGAGGAAGAGGGAUCGAUUAUCUCUCCAGACCGCUUCCAAAAUUACUACACCGGCAAUAAAGCUCUUACGGCACCAACGGCCGCAUUUGCCCGACCCGCCCUUUCCGCCCAUCAUCCAUUGCCUCCUGAUGGCCCAGUCACAGCUCUGCCACCGUCGGCUCCGCCUGGCUUCCUGCCACCACCACCCGUAGCCAUGCGCAUUAACAAACCGCCGGAAAUGCCCACCAACCGGCUGCAGCCGGCACCGUCGUCCAUCGGAAUCGGCCAUCCUACGUUCAGGUCUGAUUUCAAUGUCAAUCUGAGACAACAACCACCGCCGAUGAAGUCGUGUCUUUCAUGUCACCAGCAGAUCCAUCGCAAUGCGCCGAUUUGUCCGCUGUGCAAGGCCAAGAGCCGAUCCCGGAAUCCGAAGAAACCGAAGAAGAAGGAGCACUGAGAGGGGCUGAAUCUCACACCACAUACCGGCCAGUGAACCUAUGAAUCGUUGCAUUUAAUAUUUUACCUAUACGCCACAAUUAUUGUUCUCGUCAACACAGAAUGGAUCGCGCUAAUCUAUUUUGGAACUGAUUCUGAAUGCAACGUUUUCAUUUCAUUUUUGUGUUAAUUUUUACUUCCUCAGUUAUUUUAAACAAACUAUUAUGAAUCCAUUUAACUCGAAUGACAUUAUGUAUCAUUAAUCAUUGCAAUUUAAUGCAUAAUUAUUAUUUUAAAUCAUGAAAAACAAACAAAUAUAGUAGAUUUAAGCUUAUACAACAAAAUUAUAAUCGCCAAUCGUAGCAAGUAAAUACAAUAAUGAGUGAAAUGGUUUAAAUACCAACUUCCGGAUGGUCAUUUUCAAUAAACGAUAAUCAAUACUAAUCACACCAAAACCCAAAUGCAAGGAUAACCAAA
This is a messenger RNA of Armigeres subalbatus, 1559 nucleotides long. Its product is annotated as zinc finger C4H2 domain-containing protein. NCBI's taxonomy places the organism in Eukaryota, Metazoa, Arthropoda, Insecta, Diptera, Culicidae. Gene Ontology annotation, biological process: positive regulation of neuron differentiation. Bases 289 to 1104 code for a protein of 271 amino acids. Gene Ontology annotation, cellular component: nucleus. The transcript is spliced from 5 exons. The record is from RefSeq and is a predicted model, not a curated record.